Molecule: messenger RNA, 468 nt
Organism: Melospiza melodia melodia
Lineage: Eukaryota; Metazoa; Chordata; Aves; Passeriformes; Passerellidae
Gene: PLGRKT
Product: plasminogen receptor with a C-terminal lysine
Exons: 4
Biological process (GO): positive regulation of plasminogen activation
Cellular component (GO): plasma membrane
Source: RefSeq, a predicted model, not a curated record
AUGCAUCAUGAGGAAGAAGAAAUCCUGAAAGGGCAAAAAGCUGCCAAGAUUGACUCUAAAAUUAUUGCCACUAAAUUAGAAUUAAGCAGAAUGAAUUGGGAAAGCAGGUAUGCUAUGAAUCAGCAUGGAAAUGCAAAGCUGGAAAGGCAUCUAGCACUGCAGAACCUGAUGAGAGACAGGCAAAUAGCCAUGCUGAUUGCUUGGACAUGAGAAUUUCUCAAAUAUUUCAGGACAUUUUUUGGACACUUACUACUGUAGUUUUAACAACUGGAUAUGAAAGCAAUAAAAAGGAAGAACCCAGCAGUUUUACUGCCAAUACUUCCCUUAUGCUUUGUAUUUUCCUAUCAUUAUGAUGUGGGCUAUGGGACACUAUUGCAAAGGAUUAAAGGUGAAGCAGAGAACAUACUUGACACACAGAGCACUUUGCUGGAAUUGCCUAAAGGACCUCUUACAUUUAAAGAUUUGUAG